This is a messenger RNA of Microdochium trichocladiopsis, 1794 nucleotides long. Its product is annotated as permease of the major facilitator superfamily. NCBI's taxonomy places the organism in Eukaryota, Fungi, Ascomycota, Sordariomycetes, Xylariales, Microdochiaceae. Gene Ontology annotation, biological process: transmembrane transport. The transcript is spliced from 5 exons. Gene Ontology annotation, molecular function: transmembrane transporter activity. The record is from RefSeq and is a predicted model, not a curated record. Bases 61 to 1551 code for a protein of 496 amino acids.
GAGCCAGAGAUAGUCGUGCCAACAGGCUCUCGAUUCGCAGGUAUCAUACUUGCAUUGGCAAUGGCGCUGCUUGUUGUUGGGCUGGACUUGAGCAUGAUUGCUUCCGCCAUCCCGGCCAUCACGAGCGAGUUCAACACCAUCUCCGACAUUGCGUGGUACUCGUCAUCCUUUCGCCUUGCAAUAUGCGCAACGCAGUUCUUCUACGGCAAGCUCUACCGCGUUGUCCCGGUCAAAACCAUCUUCCUCGCGUCCGUGUGUAUCCUCGAGCUUGGUGCCCUCGUGUCUGGCCUGGCGGCUGCUUCGCCAAUGCUCGUUGUCGGACGCGCAAUCGCCGGCGUUGGAACUGCUGGUGUCUUCUCUGGCUGUUUCGUCAUUAUCGGCCGCAGUUUUCCAGCUCAACAGCGUCCCACAUACGCCGGCCUCGCUGCGGCCAUUGAAGGCAUCGCCAUGGCUGCAGGACCCGUGCUCGGCGGCGUGCUGGUCGAUUCGCUCUCCUGGCGAUGGUGCUUCUUCAUCAACCUGCCUCUGGGUGCGGCAUGCUCCGUGCUCAUGUUCUUCACCUUUCAGGAACCUGCCGCGCUGUCCGACAAUAGCCAAGACCGUAGUGACGCCAAGCUGGCCGACCAACUUCGCGAGCUGGACCUUGUUGGGACCGCGCUCUUCGUGCCGGGGAUCACCUGUCUGCUGCUUGCCGUGCAGUGGGGCGGGUCGACUUAUGGCUGGGCAGAUCCGCGCGUGGCUGCUCUAUUUGCGUUGACCGUUGUACUUGGAGGUGCUUUCUGGUGGCAAGAGCGUAAGAAAGGCGACAAGGCACUGCUUCCAGGCCGCGUGAUUCGCCAGCGUAAUGUCCUCGACGGGAUGUGGUUCGCUUUUGCGAACAACUCGGGUUGCGCUGUAGUCGAGUACUAUAUGCCCACCUACUACCAAGCAGUCCGCGGCGUAUCUGCAACCGAAUCCGGCCUACUCUGCCUCCCCUUCGUCGCCGGCCUCGCCGUUUCCACUCUUAUUGGAACCUCCCUAACUAGCGCGCUCGGGUACUUUACGCCCUUUAUGGUCCUAACUGCAAUCCUCUCCCCUAUCGGCGCCGGACUAUUGACGUCCCUCGACCUAACUAUGUCCCUUCCUCAAAUCCUCGCAUACCUCACCCUCUUCGCAGCCGGCGUGGGCAUCGGCUUCCAGGGCCCCCAAGUCGCAGCUAUAACCACGCUCCCUCCUCGCGACGCCCCGAUCGGUGUGGCGGUCAUUCUGUUCGCGCAGUUUCUCGGGCCGGCCGUCUUUGUGGCCGCCGCGCAGGCGCUCUUCACUAGUGGGCUGCAGGACCAGCUGUCCCGGGUGGACCUCAGCGGGUCGUCGACCACGGGAAAGGACAUUAUGAGCAUGGGACUCUUGGAUAUCAAGAAUCACGUCUCGGCCGAGGAUCUGCCCAAGGUGUUGGAGGUGUUCAACUCGGUGCUGACGAUGGUCUUUUUUCUGGCUGUUGGCCUCGCUUGCUCGACGUCGCUGGGGGCUGCGGGGAUGGAAUGGGUGAGUGUGAAAAAGAAGAAGGCUUGAAUCUCUCCUAGUGUCAGGUUCGAUCUAGUGUAUUGAGGAUCACGGCAGUAGCAGUGGCAUUGGGAGCAGUCGUUCUUAAUGUCGCCAGCGACAAGAGGAGGAGGAUGCCGUGCGAGGGCUUGUAUCCCGUAGAGCGCCCUCCCGACUGCACGAUGUCUUAGGUCAGGAGCGAUAAAUUUCACAUACUCCAGGUACAACGCUUGAUUAUUGGCUACUAGCAAGUCAAGCCAGACCGGUCUCAGG